AUGUUCGGCCGAAGAACCGAUCAAGGGCCUCCGCUCACCAAGAUCUCAUCCAAGACUGGCAAGGGAAGAAGUGCGUCAUUCAGCAAGAGCAGUUCUGGAGUAUCGAAAAGCCGGCACGAGAGUCGUCCCAGACGCCCGACAGUAUCUUCCAUCAACCCAGUUCAAUCUCCCAGCGGCUCCCUCUCACCAUCCAUCAUUACUCUAAUUGUCGGAAAAGAGCAACGCAUAUUCGCUGCCCACGAAGAUAUCCUGCACGCCUCGCCUUGGUUUCAAAAGACUCUGUCGUCCAUGUUCAUGGACACGGCUUCCUCCAGCAGCAGAAGAGUUUAUCUCCCAGAUGAGGAGCCGGAAAUCUUUAGCUCAAUCCUCGAGUACAUGUACAAGGGUGACUACUACCCGCGCCUGAUCCACAACAAGAAGAGAAACUCGUGGGAAAUCGAACAACCCGACGAGGGACGCAAUGCGCUCGAGGCGACCAUCUACCACCACGCUACCGACGGCGAUAUCCUCAAAGAUACCGUCAUUUACUGUGCCGCUGAGAAGUUUGGCUUGGAGGAGCUCAAGAAAGUGGCUCUGAGGAAGCAAGGUCUGCAAUCUGGUAUCCAGUGCAGCACCAUCUUGGCAUCCGCCCGCUACGCCUAUGCAAACACACCCGAUACCGACUCGAAACUCCGUGCCCAUUACCUCGCUCUCAUCAUUCGCAGCCGCAGCACCUUUAAGCGCAGUGGAACCAUGCAGCUUGAGAUGCUCAACGGUGGAACUCAGCUCUUUUUUGAUCUCUUCGUGGCCUUGAGCAACCACGUCGACGACAUCUCCAGCUCCCAAAACACCCCUCGGAGCAACCGACACUUGUUCUAA
Molecule: messenger RNA, 858 nt
Organism: Pestalotiopsis fici W106-1
Lineage: Eukaryota; Fungi; Ascomycota; Sordariomycetes; Amphisphaeriales; Sporocadaceae
Exons: 3
Coding region: 1-858 (285 amino acids)
Molecular function (GO): protein binding
Source: RefSeq, a predicted model, not a curated record